UCCUCUGCCUUUACGGUCCGCUGAACCCUUAAAUGUGUAGCUAACCACUGCGUAAACAACAACAACAACAACAACAACAACCCUGGCACACAACAGCAACAACUACAAAGAGGACCCGUAUUUUAUACAACACAUCCAGCCGCGCGGAUUCACGCCCUCCGCUGUGCAAAAAAAAAAAACAACAACAAAAAAAGUGGUUUUAAACCGCGGAACCGGUAGAGAAAGUGUCCUCCUGUCCUGUUUUGUGAGCCCUGCGGACGGCACCAUGUCAAACACAGAGGGGGGUCUGCCGUACGAGCCUGUAAAACUUUAUUAAUAAAGGAAUUAGCUUCAGGGGGAGAGAUGCCUGCUUUUAUUCUCCCACCCGCUCAUCUCCUAAACGGUUGAACGGGAUUUGUGGGCUGAGCGGCCGCUGCCGUUGUCCAUGCGGGCUCUUCUACUCUCCGUGGAUGGUGCGUAAUAAUAUCAUCUGGAGAGGCCGAGGCCACCAUUUUACCCCGGUCCGGAGGAGCCUUAACUCCGAGGGGACAUCCGAGGACACGCUAUAAGGCUGGGAGGCUGAGAGCUGCAGGCUGCGACAUGUGAAAAGAGCUCCACCUUUUGACCCUCUCAACUCUCAACCUUAGCAGAACUCACUUGAACUGACGUUGUGACUGCGACCUGACACCCUCACGCCUCGGGCAUGCCUCAGCCGGGUAUGAAUGGGAUGGAGCCUGCGUUUGGCGAGGCCUACGGGGGACACAGGGGUCUGCUGAGCCCCUACCCUCUGGCCAUGUCGCCACAAGGGGGCAGGACUGAGUACGACCAGAGCGUGCUCCUCAUGCUGGGCUCCCCGGCAUCGCCAAGGAAACGGCCCUUUGAGUUGCUAAGCGACCUGGUGGACGACGGAGGCUUCGGCGAGGACCUGCACCCGGAGCGCUGGGACGUGUCUGCGCUGGACGAGAUGGCUCGCUACACCAAGCUGGGCCUCGGGGUGGGAGGGGAGCUGCUGGCCUGCUCAGAGGAGGCCGUCCUGAUGGGUCGCUGGGGGAGAAGCUGGGAGGAGCAGGAGGAGGAAGAGGAAGAGGAGAGGAGGAGGAGGAACAGACACACGGCACCUCCCUUCACCCAGGAAGUCCAGGCCACUGCUGCAGGGAGGGAGGAGGGGCGUAUCUCUGUUGCCACGACCACACAGAGGGAGUUAUGUGUUGCAGGAAGAGGGGCUGGAGGAGGACAGGAUGGGGAGAUGUCGAGGGAGCGUGCAGUUGAGGUGUAUCAGGUGGCACAGGAGGAAGAGGAGGUGGCGGCGGCAGCAGUGGCUGCAGGUUUGGCUCUGGAGCACUGCAGCGAGGAGCACAACUACUCCCUGAGCCAGGGAGAGGAGCUCGGGGCGGGGCCCGGUCACAACUCCCAGACAGAGGGGGUGCGGGUGGGGGAGACACAGCAGGAGGUGCAGGGCAGGGAGGAGAACCAGGCCAAGACUGAGCUAGAUCUGGAGGACGAGGAGCAGGAGGAAGAGGAGGAAGAGGAAGAAGAGGAGGAGGAGGAGGAGGAGGAAGAGGAGGAAGAAGAAGGAGAGGAGGGAGCGGAGGAGACGACAGUGGAAGCUGAACUCUCCACCUCCUCGGAAACGGAAUGUGAAGUGGAGGCUGAGACCGUGAGGCAGCCAGGCGAGCGCCCGGCGAAGCGUCGCUGUUUCUGGGAGUACCGACGUGCUCGAGAGUCGGCCACAAAGAAGAAGCUGGGCGGAGACAUUCACUGGUCUCUGUCCUGGAGCUCCAGCACUCUACCCAGCACACUGUACCGCCGAGAGGGCAAAAAAGGGCGGCGCAAAGCUCGCAAGACAGACGCCAGUGACUUGACGCCAAACCCCCAGAAGCUCCACAACAUCGGGGAGCAGCUGCAGAAGCUCAACGUUGCCAUCGACGGCAUGGGUCCAGUCAACGAUCUGCCCGCAGUGGCCCGAGCCCGGUCCCGUAAGGAGAAGAACAAGCUGGCCUCCAGGGCCUGCCGGCUGAAGAAGAAGGCCCAGCACGAAGCUAACAAGAUCAAGCUGUGGGGGCUCAACCAGGAGUAUGAGAACCUGUUGGGAGCUCUGCUGCGGAUCAAGGAGGUGAUCCGACUGCGGGUGGAGAGCAGCGAGGAAGAGGACACGGACGAGCGAGGGAUGACCCAACGCCUGGAAGACAUCCUCCGAGAGUCCAGCGGUCCUUUAGUUGCCGGGCGGACCAAAGACUUUGUGCAGAGGAUUUUGGCAGCCAGCGCAGGAGGUCAGAACCAGCGCAAAGACCCCGUGCAGGGACAUGAUGAGGCGACAGGCUAAACUCACCCAGCACCCCCCCCUCCUCCGCCCUCUUCCAUGCCUUCCCCUCCCAGCACCACCAACCAACCUGACCUGACCAAGCUUCUCUACACUGCCUCCACUCUCACGUUGUUCACAUUUGAGUAAGAGAUGAAGAGGUGGAGAUGCUGGGAAAGAAGAAGAAGAAGAGGAGGAGGAGGAAGGAGAAACCAAAUGGGAGUAAAUGGCCACCCUGCUCCCUCCUCUCCUGUUGGCCCUCCAAACAGCAGCCGUCUUCACCGCUCUGUCUCUGCAGGCUGCACCACAACCACCACCAGGCCAGAGCUGCUGCUGCUGACGUCUCUGUAUUCUGUGUUCUGUCUGUGUUGGUGUGUGCGUGCAUAUGUGUGCGUGCGUGUGUGCGUGUUGGACAUGUAACAUACUGUAUGAGUGUGUAUAGUGUUCCUCUCUCCCUCUGUGUGCUGUAUUUGUAUCCCAGUGUGCCUAUGAAUAGACAUUGCACUGUUUUGUAGAUGGUCGUAGUUGCCGGCAGGGGACCGGUAGUGAGCCGAGGGCGAGGGGGCAUUUGAGGAUAGAGGAAGUACUAAAAAAAUAAGGAAGUGGGAGGACGAAGUGGGUGUGUGUUUUUUUUUGUUUGGCCGAGCUCCUAUAGAAGCACUGCAUACCAUUCGGAUUGCAUCGGCAGCUGAAAUGUCAGUAAGCGUUGUGACACACAACAAGCGAUGGAGUCCUGAUGCCAUACCAGCUGUUGAUGGAAACAACAGCCUGUUUGUUGUGGAAAAGUCCUUGGAGCUUUAAUACCCCCUUUAACAGCCCUUCACCCCAUCAAAAUGUAAGCAAAGUUUAAAAAUGAAAGAGAAAACUGCACCUUAAUUCAAACUGACCAAAGAUAACUGAUACUGCUGAACCACACGGACACCAAAACCUCUCACUGCUUCAGAUGCUGCCAACCAUUAACCAUCAUUUUGUUUUGGGAAGUGAGAGAUAAGUGAUAAGUGAAUAUUUUGAUUAUUGUCAUGUUUACCCACAUGCAUCCUUAAAGGACGAAGUUACUGAACGGACUUUAAUUCCCCUCACCUAAAUGCACUACUAUCGUGGACCUGAGAGACCGUGGUGUGACAGACAGGAAAUGACUGACAGUUUAUUUGGUCAGCCUUUUAGCUCUGCAGCUUGGUGCUCCUUUAGCUUAUCUGCAGUGGCUUUAUUUUUACCCACAAAAGGGAAGUGUCCUCAAUGCUUUCCUCAAGCCCUCUCCUCAACCCCUGACCUGAUUAUGUAGCGCACCUUCCUGAAUUGCAAUGACAAAUAGAGAAAAACACUUGUAGAUCUAGAAAGCAAAUAUGUUUGAUUUGUUUUUAUUAUGAUUUUAUUGUCAUUUGGCAAUGCCACAGCCCACAUAGUGGGUGUGAGUCGUGAGAGUUUUGAAAUCUGCCUUUCUUCUGUGGUCUUUGCUGAAGCUGAAGACCAACCUGUCCAAGGUCUCUAAGUGUGGACAUAAAAAAAAAAAAAAAAAAAGGACCCUUUGAAUUGCACUGUGGUAAAAGCAACUAAGCACCUUCGAAGAGGGCUUCAAAUCCUCCAAAAGAGAAGAAUUCUUGGCACCUUUGUCUAAAGACAGAUAUUGACUGAGAGACUUGUCAGGCGCUCAGCGCUUUUUGACGGACUGGUGGUCUCGGUUUGUUUCAAUAUGGUGCUACUGUGUGAUGAAAAAUAAAGAGCAAUGCAAACCUGAGCGGAGGCAUCAGGUAGUAA
Siniperca chuatsi (mandarin fish) is the source of this 4033-nucleotide messenger RNA. RefSeq names its product CREB3 regulatory factor-like. The coding region runs from base 683 to 2302 and encodes 539 amino acids. The record is from RefSeq and is a predicted model, not a curated record. Lineage: Eukaryota; Metazoa; Chordata; Actinopteri; Centrarchiformes; Sinipercidae. Gene Ontology annotation, molecular function: DNA-binding transcription factor activity, RNA polymerase II-specific; RNA polymerase II transcription regulatory region sequence-specific DNA binding. Gene Ontology annotation, cellular component: nucleus. Gene Ontology annotation, biological process: regulation of transcription by RNA polymerase II; response to unfolded protein. The transcript has 11 exons.